Molecule: messenger RNA, 3079 nt
Organism: Ilyonectria robusta
Lineage: Eukaryota; Fungi; Ascomycota; Sordariomycetes; Hypocreales; Nectriaceae
Exons: 2
Coding region: 21-2879 (952 amino acids)
Biological process (GO): glycoprotein catabolic process; protein deglycosylation; protein quality control for misfolded or incompletely synthesized proteins
Cellular component (GO): cytosol; nucleus
Molecular function (GO): peptide-N4-(N-acetyl-beta-glucosaminyl)asparagine amidase activity
Source: RefSeq, a predicted model, not a curated record
GUCCUGCAUUACGCUGAACCAUGUCGACGGAAAUCGUAACAUCCCCUCUGAGAUCCUGGGGCAGCGGCAUCGCGAUACUCAGUGGCAGGUCGGCAACGAGACAUCUCGCAUGGCCUGAACCAGAGCUAUCUGCCGGCCGCUGCAUUGGCAACGUCGGCAAAGAGCGUUGUUGGGUAGCUAAAGGCCCAGCGAGAGACGCAUUUAUGACCUUGGCCCCAAAGAUCAAGGCCUACCUCGAGAGGUCCGUCGAGCCAGUAUCGAGCUGGGUUACAUGGUCCAUCUAUAUGUUCGGCAAGUCAGCAAAGAAUGCCAGCCCAGCGAUCCUGUUCUGCUGCGAAGUCGCUGCAUAUCGCAAGCAGGUGAGAAAUGCAAUCAAAGACAGCGGCAUUCUCGAUGAAUUCCCCGGGAUCAAGACGGCCCACAUGCCGCGACCGCCUGACUUCAAUCAGCUCGUUCAGUUAGCAGACAAUGGCACGACGUCCGCAUUUUAUCAAAGACCUGUUCUUGCGUCCUUUGCGAGCAACCCGUGCGGGAUGCCGUUGUUCGUUGAACCAAUCAUCGACGACAGAACUUGCUGCAAACAAGCUACUGUUGGUGGCAUCAUUCAGCUGUCGGACAAGUUCUACUACACCACAGCAGGCCAUGUGCUCAGCCCUGAUACGAUGCCAAGCUACGCGGAGGCUGAGGGUAGUGAUGACGAAUUCGAAAUUGACGAUGAAUUUGACAUUGACGACGAUGCUGAGGUGGAAGAAGAAGGAUCGAGGUCUGAGGAAAAUGCGUGGUUGACACAAACAAACGACGCCGCUCUGAGCUCGCAGUACGCAAGUUCAACCGAGAACGAGAUACUCCAACCGCAAAUCUCAUCGAGCAUACAAGAUAUGCAAACAACAGAGGAGGGAUUGAAAUGCAAAAGCCGUCGGGUCCUCGAGAAAGAACCUUCACUGGGAACUUUCCCGCCCCCACAGCGUCUGGGACAUGUCUAUCUGUCCUCCCUCGAUGAACCGCCGUCUGGUCUCGACUACGCUCUGAUCGAGGUGACCAAGCCCAAUCACUGCAUCGCUAACGAAAUAACCCCUUCCUCAUUUCAUGUCCAGGGCCGAGCCAAGAUCCAGCGUGUUGUCCCUGACGGCCCCAAGGACGUUGAGAUCUUGAGCUCCACCUCCAGAGGAACGCUCACAGGAGUCAUGUCAGGCACUCCACUGUACGCCCGCCUCCCAAACAGCCGUCUGUUCCAAGACGUAUACAACAUCCUCCUGGAAUCUCAGCUAGAAGCCGGGGACUGUGGCUCCUGGAUCAUUGACGCGGAAUCCGGGGACUUGUAUGGGCAUAUCGUUGCCGGCUCCCCAGAUUCAGGUGCUGCAAUUGUGAUACCUUUUGCUCGGGUAUUCGAAGACAUAGAACUGCGAGUCAACCAACAACCUCACCUACCCCUAGCUGUAGCAGAGUCUCUAUACAAUGCUAAGGGAGACCUGGAUCUUGAUCCGCAUCCGCAAGACAUAGAGUCCGUCACGGCAUCCUCUUCCAACGCAAAAUCGGACUACGGCCAAAAGUGGAGCCGGGACUUGAGACGUCGAUUUGAGGACCAGCGGCGGAUCAAACUAUUGAAUGAAAUUAGACUGUCACGGGCUAAACGACAAGCUACUAUUGAACAAGCAGUUUCGUCCAGUGGCAAUGAAUCGACUCAAUGCCAGGAUGCACCCGGCGAGGAUGAGUCAGUUCCACCGUACACUACAGCUAGUGAGGAUGGGUCAAAUCCAUUCCACACCGGAAAAGAAUUACUGCUGCAGCCCCAAUGGCGAAGGCCAAUCCUGACACCGCUUUUACCCCAGCCUCCAGCAGAAUACAACGGGGAGUUCAACAAGUUCCGCAAUCUUUUGAUAUCCCUCUCCUCGACCCCAACGAAAUAUGAGAACCCAGGACUACUGGACGAGGCUCUGAGCAAGAUCCCGUUGAUCCGGAUCUAUGCCGAAGCUGAAGAAGAGAGUACAUUGCUCCAGGCCGAAGCAGAGUCAUAUGACGAUGGACGGCGGCCCACGUGGAGCUACACUGACUGCAUCAUCCGGGCGUUACUGCGAUGGUUUAAACGCUCGUUUUUCACUUGGGUAAACAAUCCACCAUGUCCAGUAUGCUCAUCGUCCACCAUUCCUUGGGGGCUAAGUAGCCCAACCGCAGAGGAAUCAGCUGGCGGCGCUUUGCGUGUCGAGCUCUUCAGAUGUUCAAAAAAGAACUGCCAGGCAUACGAGCGAUUCCCCCGAUAUGGAGACGUGUGGAAACUACUCCAGACCAAGAAAGGGCGAGUUGGUGAGUGGGCGAACUGUUUUACGAUGCUCUGCCGGGCUAUGAGCGUUAGAGUAAGGUGGGUGUGGAAUAGUGAAGACCACGUGUGGACCGAGAUGUACUCAGAAUACAACAAGAGAUGGGUUCACAUUGAUUCAUGCGAGGAAUCUUUUGACAACCCAUCCCUAUACGGGAAACACUGGGGGAAGAGAAUGUCGUAUGUGAUCGCGUUCUCUAUUGACGGCGCUACGGAUGUCACGCGACGAUAUGUUCGCAACGCAGACCAUGCGCUGGAGCGAACCCGUUGUACAGAAGCUGCCCUGCUCUUCAUCAUGGAUGAAAUCAAGAGCAUCCGACGCGCUGAAAUGAGUGACGAGGAUAAACUCCGACUGGAAGAGGAGGAUAGGCGUGAACAGCGGGAACUCAACGCAAAUGUUGUUUCAAGUCUCACCGCUGACUUCAUCGCGACGAGCUCAGCUCAGAUCGGAGAUCCUUCACAGCUGCCGAUCAAGCCCCGGGGAGACAAAAUGAAGCACGGCCAAGGGCAGGACCAGAAGCAGAGAAGUGGAGGAGUGGAAGAGGGACCUUUAGUUAUCCCUUAGGUGACUCCUGUGUAUUUCGGUCAGUUGACGACAGGAAGCGAUACCUAUCGCGCUGAAAGGAUCCGUUACGAGGCAUCAUCGCUAAAUAUGUCGGGUGAUAGCUUGAAAUAGGAAGACAUGUCAAAAUAGAACGAGAACUUGGGCGUGACAAUUCACUACAUCGCGCGAGACAGCUCACAGCGUUUAAAAUUCCACUCGGC